AUGGAAGCUAAAAUUUCCUCUAAUUUGAGCUACACUUGGAGAUCAAUUUUAGGGCUCGUGAUGUCCUUUCGAAAGGCAUUAGGAAGAUUGUGGGGGAAUGGUACAUCUCUUGACAUAUGGAAGGACCCGUGGGUUCCUAGUCUCACUGGAUUUUGUGUGUUGAGCAGUCGUGGUUCGAAUGAUGACAGUCCAGCCAAUGUACGUGACUUAAUAGAUAAUAGAAGGUGGAAUUUGCAUACUCUCAAUUCCAUCUUCUUACCGUUGGAAGUGCAGGAAAUUCGCAGCAAUAUUCCCAUCCCCCUCUUUGACAGUCCGGAUUCAUGGACUUGGCAUUGGACUAAGGAUGGAAGAUUUUCUGUUAAGAGCGCGAACGCUUGGGUUUAUGAUGGCAAGAAGAAAGAUAUGGCUGAUGUUAUUUAUAAAGCUGGUAGCAUUGUAGGAGAAUUUGAGAAUGUAAAAGAGCAAGAGUGCAAGAAUGCCAAUGCCAAAGUUCUGGAAUGCCGCUGGAAAGCUCCUCCUUCUGGUUUUAUCAAGAUUGAAGGCAAAUUUGCUGUGGAUGUGGCCGAGGCUAUGGCUUUGAGACACUCUUUAGUGAUUACUAUGGAGUCGGGCUUUUUGAAGAGAGAUGGAAAUCGGGUAGCUCAUAGUUUAGCUAAGCUUAGUUGCAAUUUUAAUUCUCUUAGAGUAUGGUUAGAAGAGUAUCCAAGUGAGAUACAUGAUUUUGUAAUGGAUGACUUAAGCCUUUCUUCUGAUUAA
This is a messenger RNA of Chenopodium quinoa (quinoa), 756 nucleotides long. RefSeq lists its product as uncharacterized. NCBI's taxonomy places the organism in Eukaryota, Viridiplantae, Streptophyta, Magnoliopsida, Caryophyllales, Amaranthaceae. The coding region runs from base 1 to 756 and encodes 251 amino acids. The transcript has 4 exons. The record is from RefSeq and is a predicted model, not a curated record.